This is a messenger RNA of Chroicocephalus ridibundus (black-headed gull), 9889 nucleotides long. RefSeq names its product non-compact myelin associated protein (gene NCMAP). The coding region runs from base 5553 to 5882 and encodes 109 amino acids. Gene Ontology annotation, molecular function: structural constituent of myelin sheath. Gene Ontology annotation, cellular component: Schmidt-Lanterman incisure; plasma membrane; paranode region of axon. Lineage: Eukaryota; Metazoa; Chordata; Aves; Charadriiformes; Laridae. Gene Ontology annotation, biological process: regulation of myelination; peripheral nervous system myelin formation. The transcript has 4 exons. The record is from RefSeq and is a predicted model, not a curated record.
GAACCUGAAAAACUGUAGGGAGUUUUCCAGAGAUAUUGCUGAAGAACUGAAAUGAGUCUUGCACCAACCUUUUCGAGAGCAGUACGUGAACAAAGCUGGGUCACUUUCCUCCUGCAGGAACAGAGGCAGACAGUCCUCAAGGGCAAGCUGCUUUCUUGUGGUUGGUUUGCCCAGAUCUACUGAAUUUGCCACCAAACAUGCACUUUGCUGGGAUUUCUUUGAACAGCGGAGACGAAUUGUCGGGUACGGUGAUUUGAGGGCUGCGUGAUGCGAUGCCACUGACCGCUGCCAGCCUCUGACCGAGGGCUCAGCGCAGAUUCAUUUUCUCGCUUUCCAUCCAAGUGCACACCUUGAUGGUUUCUCGAAUUUGUCACCUUGAGUCUCAUUCACCCUCCUCCGUGAGUCACUCCUGCCUCGAGAUCCGCACAGGUGCCUGGAGACAUUUUUCUUCUUUCUGAAUCAGGUGUUGGGUUUUUUUCCCAGGUAAUAUUUAACCGCUAAUUACACAUCCUUCCCUCCUGUGCCCCUCACCUGAGCGCUCCCAGGAACAUACGCGGUGCCUGGGACCUCAUCAGCAUGCAGUGGGUUGAGCCACCUUAUUGCGAGCCCAGAGACUGGCUGUGCGGUGUUUUGGGAGCCCAUGUGGUGUCUGGGGAGCCCACGUGGGCUCAGGGCUCCUGCGGUGCCUUGUACCUCCUGUAGCAGCCGUCGCUUUUCAGUGCUGGUGGAUUUUCUUCGCCCGUUGCGGUGAUGAGUCUUGUAACCCACCAGGCUGCAUUUUUUCAUUCCUAAAUCGUGGGUUAAUUAUGCUGCCAGGCACUGGUGGGAACUGCCGCUCAGAAAUACGGUUCUGCUGAUAUUUCUGUGCACGGAAGGGGCUUCCAGCUCCCGCUACAUCCAAUGAGCUGGGAAUCAGCCUCAGGCAUUGUUCUGUGCUACAGGUUGACUGUCCCUCGUGUCCCUCAUGUUGAUUUUCCUGGCUGAAUUGUGUGCAUAUGAGCUGCCCCUAGCACAUAAGCCGCAUUGCUGGGAUGCCGUGGGAUAUCUCUACCGAUCUGCUGUAAAACGUCAUACAGAAGUGCAUCCCAUCCUUUCCAGAAAGCGUGGGACUCACUGCACAGGGGAGGUAUCUCAGCUUUCCAGAUGUGCUGCCCAUUCUCUGAGCUACUGAAUCUGUGCAGCGAUGGCAGGAAUAGAGCAUGUCCAGAUGCCACAAGGGAUAGAAAACCCUUGAUAUCUGCUCAGACAAAGCCUUCUGGUGGAAGAGCACAUCCAAGGAAAAAUAUGAUGUAUGGUCUUCUUGACACAGUGCAGGGAACUGUGAGCUACCUCCGGCCCCUGUGGAGGAGCACAUCACCUGCAUGUCACGCUGCGCUGUUAGAAAGGGCUUUUCCACAAAACCAAGAGACAUUACGGACACUGCCUGAGCCUUGGAGGCCACCUCAUGGACCUGGAAAUCGGUGGGCUCAGUCUGUGAGUUAUUUUGCUCGAAGUCUCGAGACGUGGUUGUGUGUUCUGGGAAAGGAAGGAAUCCCUCCUCCAAAAAAGGAGGCCAGGCAGCGUACUGCACCUUUGCCUUUUCUUAGAGCAAGGUGGAUCCCGUGAGACUUCUUAUUUGCCAGCUCUUGAUUACACCGCUCCUGGUUGGUUACUUUAGCAUCUCGUGUGUGUACAGUCAUAAGUUAAAAAUGUAGAAUAAGAGCCUUCUAAUAAUAAUUAAAAAAAGCUGCCCACAAAGGAAAACCUCUAGCAUUCCUUUCAGGAAUAAGCUGCAAAAUUGCUCCCAGGUCUCUCUUGAUAUCUGCUAUGUGCAUCACAUGUAAAUGGUGGUUUUGUUUUAAAAUGUUAUUUCCUUUCCUCUUAAAUUAAUAACUUCAGAUCUAAAUAAUAAUGAAGUAACUCGGUCUUCUGCAAACACAACCAUUGGUCCAAAUGAUUAGUUAUAAAUGUCCUUUAAAGAGCCUUACUAUAGAAUCACAGCACGUUAAACAGACCAUUUUCUUUUGGAUGAUGUAUUAGUUUAAAAUUUCAGUUUUGUGUAGCGUUUCUGGAUGGGAGGGGGUUUUAUUGCAUCCCGGCUUCCACGGGUCUGCCUGGAAAUUUAGACAAGUAGUAAAGUGGGCCCAGGAUGGGAAAUCCCAGACAACCGGCCGGAGCUAGUGGGAAGCUCCAGAUGACACGUACGAUAUUUGUCAGUGAAAGAGGGGGAGUCGGGGGGUUUAAAAAACAUAAACUUCAACAACAGGCAUCUGACCUCGGCCUGACAGACCCCACUGAACAGCUCGGGAACGGGAGGUUACGUCUGAGCUGCAGGAACCUCAGCCACCAGCGUGGUGGUGGUGGUGGUACGGUGGGGUUUUUUCCAUUUGAAGUUCAAAUCCUGGUUCUGACAUGUAUUUCACAAGUCUUCUAAUCCGCGUGUGCCUUAGAUCCUGGCCUGUAACCAGUGGGAAAAUACCUCUGUCUUGUUUUGCUUCCCUGUCCUGGCUUCUCUGCGUCGACAGUCUUACCCUGAAGGAUCUGGAGUGUUUUUUAACCAUGUGAAUGCUCUUCGCUGAACACGGUGGAGUUACUGCAGUUCCCGUGAAUAAGCGCAUUCACACCGAGGGAGAAGGAGAAACGUGUGUGGCCCAGCGUUUUAAGGCAGAAAAUUAGAAUUGGGAAAUCGGCAGUUUCACAGCCUGGUUUAGAUAUUGCUCCUGGGCAAGUCGACGACAAUGUCUGUCUGGUUCAAAUUUCCAGGCUUUCGAAACUGGGGACCUGUCUUCACUUCCUCAGUUCUUGUCCUCUGCGUGAGCCUCUGUGAAAAUACGAGCCUCUGUCUUCCUCUGCAAAGAUAUAAGCCACGCAGGUAGAAUUACUGUUGUUCUUUUUUUUUCUUGGUGCUGCUACUGCCCAGUAGAGUUGCCUGCAGUUUGUGUAACUUUGUCUUGGCAAGGAAGUGAAAAUGCUUUUAAUGUGUGCUUUAACAACAGCUAAACCUGGAGAGCUCGUGCCAGAACCUGAGACGAAUGCUUCCAUAAAGGUGCUGGUCUGACAUGGGGACACGUCGGAACACACAGGCUCCAAACAGAGACGGUUGUUUCCCCGAGGCCAUGUUUAUGCCUCGGCUCCCACUGGCCAGUUUCAACUUGGGUUUUUUUCCCCCCUUCCUCCCUCGUGGAGCCUCGCAAGGGAAAUUCAGGCACCUCCAGGUCUCACUGAAGCACAUCGUGUUUUUCUUACUUUCUGAAGUUAAACGCCGGUGGCGUUCCUGGUUCUCGUGGCUCGUGAUGCUGCUGGCAGGCGAGUGUGGGAGCACGCGGCCGCGAGGCCAUUCAGGUAGAGGAUGGAUGUUACGGGGAGCUGGAGCAGAGUUUGUGACUCUUAAAUAUAAGCCUGUUUCCUUUCCGCACUGUGCCACGAACGCUCAGUUGAUUCCCCCGCAGCUGGAAAACAGCUGGGAAGAAUGGAACGUUGCGGGUUCAAACCACUCGUCGUUUGCUGUGAUCAGACAAGGUGAACCUUCUGGCAAAGACGGGGAAGGUCAGGCUGCUCAGGCAGAGGAAUGGAGCUGAAGCACCCACCUGAUUCCCCUGGGGAAUGCUCACAAGCCAGGUGAGCAUCUUGAGCCCCGUUACUUUUUGGAAGGGCGAAAAACUCUGGACUGACUUAGAAGGAUUAACUUCUCCCUUGGAUGGGAGUGAGUUUGCUGCUCAGGGUGUUGCGCGAGCUGAGCUGAGCCCAAAUGAAUCAUAGAAUCACAGAACGGUUUGGGUUGGAAGGUGCCUUAAAGCCCACCCAGUGCCACCCCCUGCCCUGGGCAGGGACACCUCCCACCAGCCCAGGUUGCUCCAAGCCCCGUCCAACCUGGCCUUGAACCCCUCCAGGGAUGGGGCAGCCACAGCUUCUCUGGGCAACCUGGGCCAGGGGCUCACCGCCCUCAGCGAAAAACUUCUUCUGAAAUUUUUGUGAUACAAUGCAGAAAUCAAGCAAAACGGUGCUGGGUUUUGUUGCCCCAUUCCUUAGUGGUUUUUGUAAUUUAAGACCCUGCCCUGCGGACGUUUUUGGGAAGGGCAUCAAGUCCCAGAGCAGCAGAGCUGUCAGCCAGCGCUCUUCCUUAGACCUGGAUAAGCAAGGGGGGAAAAAUCACCUGGUUUUCAGACUAUGUUUGGCCACAAUAUAAGAUGAAAACACUGUCUGUGCAGCAGGGCAGUUGAAAGGAUGAAUUAAUUCUUUAACUGAGCUUCGGGGUCAAAACUAGUAUAUAUUACUGCUGGAGAAACAAUAGCCGACUUUGUCUAAUUUAAAGCCUGCAACACAGCUUGAUGCUUUUUUUUUUGGGUGGCAAAGCGCUGAUUUUGUGUCUCCUAACCAGCACCUGCCUGCCCUGGCAGGGCGUUGGCUCUCAAAGUCCAGUUCUCCUGGAAAAACUCGACCAAACCCCUCUGUUCCCCAUCACCCCUCUCCUGUCGCUGCCAGGAGCUGCAGGAGCUGCCCGACAGAUGAUCCCCCAUCCCCAUCCCGCUGCGAAUGAGCGCGGCCAUUCAGCUCGGAAUUCGUCUGGAUAAAUGGGGGCAUUGCUACCACUUGCCAAAACAACCUCUCCGCUUGUAUCUGCGAAGGUGUUUUAGAUGGAAACGUGCCCGAAGCUUAACUUUACGGAAACAUUUCCAGCUCCGUAAUAGGGGGAUGCAAAAAUAAGCGGCAGUGUGUGCCCCCAGCCCCGGUCUGGAGAGCUGCGGGUGAAUUAGUGCUCUCAGGUGUGUGUGCACAGGGGGAAGUGCGCGCCAUGUGUCAUAAAGAAAGAAUGUCCCGUGAUUGCUGUAUCAAAGUCCAGUUCUUCUCCCCAGCUGUCUAGUUUUUAUUGAGCCCUCUUGAUUUUCCAAGUGUUUUUUUCUAAACAGAGUGGGAUCCAGCCCGCAAUACCCUGAAAUCGGCAAGUUCCCAUGGAUUUUGCUGGAUUUUGCUGGGUCCUCAAGUCUCGCAGCACAGGUUUGAUCAGGCGAAACCCUGCUGAUUCACGGGGGAGGAAUGGAGCCGGGAUUGCUGGAGGUAAAACAGAAGAAUUAAGGACUGGAACCUCCCACCCUGGCCUGAGACACAGACCUUGGACCUCUCAACUUGCUAUACAAUGCAGAAAAAAAAAAAAAGACUUGAUGCAUUUUUCAAAUUGCAUCUUAGAUCGCGUACACCCGGUCGGGUAAAUUCAUCCUUUUUUGUAAACAGGCGGUUUCACUGACAACAAUAAAAAUUCUUUGGUUAUAAGUGAGUCAUGCACAAACAGCUCACCAUUACCAAGGUGGUUUGAACCAGGUAGAAGUUACUCAGUUUGAAUAUUACAUGGCUUUGUAUCUAAAUAUUCAGCCUUAUUUAUUUGAGGUUUUUAUUUUAGGAGCCAGAGGAGGAGAAAAACGCUUCUGUAAAUCUGGAAUUUGUGCUCUCCGAGUCGGGAGCAACAAAGUAAAAGUUGGAGGUGGCUUUUCCUGAAUUAUGUCUGUAGCCAAAAUCCUCGCCCAGCUUUGCCCAGCCUCUGCCCCUCAGUGGCACAACCUCCAUCGACGCAGUUUCAAAUGGAUGGCCAAAUCAAGAUGACGACAGCCGCCCCACCGAUCAAUAACACUCAGUUCUCAGUAAAUGUGACCACGAAGUCUCAAGAACAAAGUCUCUACCAAAGUUCUGGAGCAAUAGUUGCUGCCAUCGUAGUAGGAGUGAUUAUUAUUUUCACAGUGGUUCUGCUCAUAUUGAAAACGUACAACAGGCGCAUGAGAGUGAAGCGGGAGCUGGAACCCAAAACGGCCAAACCGGCAAUGCCACCGGCUUUAGGGCAGAACAGCAACAGCCUGUCUCAGCAUCCCACCGUGACCUUCAUACCUGUGGACAUCCACAUGCAGAGCAGAUAACUGGGAACGCCCGGCCUCCUGGCGGGGAAGAGACAUGGAAUUCUUAUUUACAUGGUCCUGGGACUCCUCAGCAAAGCAACGCUGCAUUGGGAACAGCAACGAGCUGUUAUUUUUUUGUCUAUAGAUUGUAAUUAAGUCCUGCUUUCCCACUUUGGGAGGAAAAAUAAAAGGUCUGGACGCUUUUUGUAUGGAUGAAAUCAACUGUUGGAGGCAUUUAAAUCAUCAAAAAUGCAGCAAGCCGCCUUACAGAGCUCUGGGUAUGGAGAGACUGAAUAAAUCCCAUUCCUUGGAAGAAAAGAUGCGCACUCAUAUUUUGUGGAGCUUUUGCUUACUUGGAGAAUUUGAGCUCUUUCUGUUCUGCAAUGACUGAUGAUAAACUGGAAGAAAAACUGGGACACGCGAGCUGCAACUCAGGUUGAACCUGGGUUUGUUGUGAUUUGUGUGAAACAGGUUUGUAGUCUAUUUUAUACAUGAUGGAUAGUACAAGAAGUAUCACAAUUGUAUUUAUCUUUACUCAUCUUCUGUGUUUCUAAUGCCACACACGUAUGGUUUGAGAUAAAAGAGAAAAAGAUACUUUUUAUUUUCAAGUCUUUUUACAAUAUUUCUAUGAACUUGGUAACUUAUCCAUUUCCAAAUGAUCUCAACGUCUAAGGGUUUUUGCUCUCACACCAAGAAUUGCCUUAAGCUCAUUACUGGAGUUGCCUUAGAAUGUUUUGUCUUAUCCUAAAUCUGAAUUCUUUAGUUGAAAAAGUAAGCAUGGAAAGGCGGUAUCAAGCAAGCGAGGUGUUACACAGCUACUGUGCACAACUCGCAUCCUGAAAUGCUUUGUGCCCUAAUGCAGACUAGGCUUGAACUAUUUUUAGAAAUUUCUUAUUCUAGAAACUAACCAGAAGUGAUGUUGUUGUGCAAGUGCGAUGAUUGUGGGUGUACAGUAAUGCACCAAAGAAAUUCCCAAGGAUACUCACGGCCCACUGAGCAGGGACACACAGCGGCAUUGUCAGACGUUCAGUGGCUGAUUGUCUUGAGGGUCGGUAUCAAAACAGCUCCAAAAUGCUGCCUGACAGGACAGAGGGGAAGGAUUAGGAAGAAUCGUAGAGUCACAGAAUGGUUUGGGUUGGAAGGGACCUUAUAGCCCACCCAGUGCCACCCCCCGCCCUGGGCAGGGACACCUCCCACCAGCCCAGGCUGCUCCAAGCCCCAGCCAACCUGGCCUUGAACCCCUCCAGGGAUGGGGCAGCCACAGCUUCUCUGGGCAACCUGGGCCAGGGGCUCACCACCCUCACAGCAAAGAAUUUCUUCCCAAUAUCUCAUCUAAAUCUCCCCUCUUCCAGUUUAAAACCGUUCCCCCUCAUCCCAUGGCUCCCCUCCCUGAUCCAGAGUCCCUCCCCAGCUUUCCUGGAGCCCCUUGAGGGCCUGGAAGGGGCUGGAAGGUCUCCCCGGAGCCUUCUCUUCUCCAGGCUGAACCCCCCCAGCUCUCUCAGCCUGUCCUCACAGCAGAGGGGCUCCAGCCCUCGCAGCGUCUCCGUGGCCUCCUCUGGCCCCGCUCCAACAGCUCCGUGUCCUUCUGCUGUUGGGGGGAAUGGCUGGACAGAGUGUGAAGCGAAGACAGCGGUACCACAGCAGCCUGGAUUUAUUGGAUGGUGUGUCUUGCGUUGAGACAGCGGUUGGCUCCAAGCUGCUGUGGCCGUUAGAGGGCUCCAGCCCGUUUGUAGACCUUAUUAAAACCUUUAGUAGGGUAUUUUAACUCCUUUUUGGGAGCUGUAGUGAGAAAUGUUACUCUUGUCUAACUGAAUGGAUCACAUAGAGCUGCCAGCUGGAAAGCUUUUUGUCCUGGAGCGGUUCACUUGCUGUUCUCCCCAGUCCCGUCACACAUCACCAAUAGUUACAUCGUUAAAUCACGCGGUGCUGAAACAAAACUGCUCGUUCUCAGAGUAAAGUGAUGGGGCACCGGGGGGAUAAGUUGAUAUCUUUUUUCAAGAUGUGAAUGCAUCUCUGGAACAGGUAAUUUUUACUGACUGGUAUUUUUGUGCACAAACUAAAUUUAAUUACUUUGCAAUUAUUUUUUUUGGGGGGGGGAUAUGAAACUGGAGCACAGUUUGAAUUCCAAACUAAAUAUUAAGACAGCUGUUUGUGAAGUUUCUAAAUCUCGUUGUAAAUAUUUUACUUGUCCUAGUUCUCUAACUUAUUUUUUGUGGCAGCAAUGAUUGAUAGAAUCGUUCAGAAGGGACUGCAGGUGCCAAUUUCAUUUUUUUCUAAAAACGUAAAGGAGUUCGUCUCCUGUUCCUAUCUCUGGACAGCUAAGGAUUUUUUCUGAGCAUGUUCCACUGUAUCAAAAUCAAUAUCUUUAGAAAAGAUUUAAGUCCCAUCUUACUGUUACUCUUUAAUGUUACCAGCCAGACCUACUUCUAGCAAAUUUUACUUUCCAUUUCCAUUCAAAACAAUGAAGUUCACUUUGCUUCACUGAAGCAGAGUAAGCGAUUCUAGAUUAGUAGAAUUACUAUCAUUGGCAGGAGAAAUCCUGCCUUGACCACACUAGCAUUGCUCAAUCAGAAAAAUUCAAAACGUGCUGUUUUACCCAUAAAAUUUGCCUUAUAUUGGCACAGCCUGGGAGGCCCCCACAAUCCAUUCUGCCUCCCGUCAGCAAAACGCAGAGCUUAUGCUGACCAAGCAAAAUCACCUUCUUAAGAAACAAAAUUCACUGUAUUUCCACUGUACUACCACUAUAAGGCUUGUGUAAUUUGCUGUGGAUUUAACAGUUUUCUAGGAACAAUCCCACACUGUCCUUGUCCUGCAAUAGUAGCUGCUGCUGCAGUGCUGAUUUCACCUGCCCUGUUCUCGGCGCUCACCUUCCACUUUCAGACUCCUAGUUUUUGGAAAAAGCUCCCCUUUAGCUGCCUUUUGUGUGCAGACUCGCCACCCCGUAAACCUGCUGGUUAAAAAAAACCCACAACAACUGAAAGCUGAUAUUGCAAACUGGUCUAUUAAAGAAACCCCAGACCAUGUAAGCCUUUGGAGAGAACAGGCAACAUAAGUGUAACAGCUCUAACAAACUCCUUAGAGAUUAUCCCUGAAGCUCUGCAAAUUAACGCAAGGUUGACCCCUUAGCGGCCCAGUGCCUCAGAGGGCCUUUGUGCUCAGCAAUGGGAUACGAGCAACCUUUCUAGUUCCUUACUCUGGUUAAAUUUCUCUCUUUACAAAAUGCCAGCUGGGCACUCAGCAGUGGCAAUGAGAACAUUUGGCCUGCAGGUCAUAUACAGAAAUACUGCUUUUUUUUUGUUUGUUUUCCUAAGGGCAUACUCAAUAGUUGGUCUGCAGUGGAUCUUGCAAGAAUGAGUAUUUUUUUUCUUGCUCCUAAAAGUCUUCUAAAAUUUAUGGCUUCAGCAGUUGGAUCCUUCAGUCUCACAGCUGGCACUUUACUGAUGCAAGUACACUGGUAAAACAUUUCAGCUUUUCACUUCUGGGUCCUGUUUCCCAAAACUUCUGCGAGGCAGCGUUCACCCGCCCCGGGCCCGUCACCCACUUUAUUCCAGCAGAGAGCACGGAGCUCCACCUAGUGCCCUCCUCCCGCCGAACAGGCUGCAACUCAUUUCUCAACAGGCAAAACCUUACAGUUAACUCCAAAUUUAGUUGCUGAAAUUUAGUUUCCAAAUUUAGUUUCAGGAACUGCCCGCGCCCUCCAGCCCAGUCCUCCUUCCCCUUACCCCAGGGUGCCAGGAACGUUACGUGGCCGAGUUGAACGCUAUCCAAAGUUUGGCAAAAUGCAGAGGUAUCAUUGGAAGUCAGAGCAGAUGCAAUGCAGGAAUGUUACUUUCCCAAGUCGCAUAACCAAUUUAUUUUACAAAAAGACAUAUGUAAAAAGCCUGUGUCUCUCACAUGUGACAAAUAAUGACUACUGAUAAAGUGGGAAACAACUGUUGUGCUUUAGUCUAUUUAAAGGAACCUGGUAUUUCCUUUUUUAAAGAUAAAGGACGUACACGUUUCUUUUAAAUAAAACCAGGGUUGUUACU